AUGGUGUUGUUCGAGGUCAAGGACUUGGCGGUCAAACGCGACAAGGGCACGGCUAUAUUCUCCAACGUCAAUUUCGAUCUGAACCCCGGAGACGUCGUUGUCCUCCAAGGCAAGUCAGGAGCGGGGAAGUCUACUCUGCUGAAGGCUCUCGCCAACUUGAACAUCUUCGACGGCCGGAUCCUCCUCAGAGGAAGGCUUGGCCUCUCACCCGGGCUUGGAUUUCAUGUAGGAGUUCCCGCCUAUCGCACGCGCGUCCAGUACGUGCCGCAGCGGCCCUCGAUGCUCCCUGGGACGCCGCGCGAUUUCGUGAAUACCAUUUCCUCGUUUGGCAAAGCCUGGGGUAUCGAGAAGGAGCUGUGGGAUCGCUCGUGGACCGAGCUCAGCGGCGGCGAGUCGCAGCGGAUCGUGCUGGCUGUGGCCGUCGGACUGGACGCCGCCGAGGUCCUCCUGCUCGAUGAGCCUACGUCUGCCCUCGACGCGGCGAGCUGCGCAGCGGUGGAGACGUACCUGUUGGACGAGGUCCGCAGCGCGGAGUCUAGGCUCCAGGCGUUGAUAUGGGUUACACAUUCGGAAGAGCAGGGGGUGCGGGUGGGCACUCGCUUCAUCCAUAUAACGCCGGACGGCGUGAGGGAGGAGUCGCCGUUGUCGCAGCCAUAG
Molecule: messenger RNA, 657 nt
Organism: Punctularia strigosozonata HHB-11173 SS5
Lineage: Eukaryota; Fungi; Basidiomycota; Agaricomycetes; Corticiales; Punctulariaceae
Product: P-loop containing nucleoside triphosphate hydrolase protein
Exons: 4
Coding region: 1-657 (218 amino acids)
Molecular function (GO): ATP binding; ATP hydrolysis activity
Source: RefSeq, a predicted model, not a curated record